UGGCACAUAUGGCUGAAAUACAAAGACAAGAUUUGCCCCUACCUCCCAGAUCGGAGGGAUCUUGCUCCUCAAAUUGAAUUUCUUGAACUCAUCGCAGACUCGGUGCACUCCUACAUGUUCAAAGUAAAAAUCCAGGAAAGAAUCUACGCUCUUAAAUUGCACACCAUCCAUUCUCCUUGUUGGCCACCAUCCUACUCAUUGGCCCGGGUCGAGGAUAUUGUGACGUAAAAUGAUCCGUUCAUUGCUGAAAGUCGGGUAUACGCCUGCCUGGCCGAGUGUGGACUGGAUGGCCAAGUCGGUCCAAAAUGUCAUGGCUGGCUCACGAUUAGCAGAGAACAGGAACAAGCACUAGAUAAACGGUACAAUCUGACUAACGGGUACACGUCGACCGAUACAGCAUUAAUUCAAAAAUUGAAACACAUGGAUCGUCGUCCGUGGCUGGGCUUCCGUCAACGUCCAGAAGACACUGAUGAAUCUGUUCGAGGCUUAUUGCUCGAGUAUAUUGAUGGGACCAGCAUUGGAAAGGGAACGCUGAAGGCGUCGGCAGCAUCCAACUUGCGAUACCAACUAGAUUGUCUUCAUUCACUGGAUAUUGCUCAUGGGGACUUUUACCCGCGCAAUAUGAUGGUGUCGAAAGCUGGAGAUCCGUAUUUGAUUGAUUUCAGCUCAGCACAGUUGUGGCCUUGUCGAGGUUUUCAGAUGAAGAAGAAGAGAUUUGAUAGUUACAUGGGAUGCGAAAAGUCCGCCCUAGAGUAUUGUUCUGUUUCAACUCCAGAAGUUGGAACGCCAUCGCGACUUGAAGAUCAGUGACGCAGAAGAUGAUGAAGAUGCAUAUGGUGGUCAAGUCUCGUCGACUGUCGCAGCUUUUCAGGAAGAAUUCGUUGAUUGAGAUAUUUGUACCUGUGCACUUU
Aspergillus sclerotioniger CBS 115572 is the source of this 911-nucleotide messenger RNA. RefSeq lists its product as uncharacterized. The record is from RefSeq and is a predicted model, not a curated record. Gene Ontology annotation, molecular function: protein kinase activity; ATP binding. Bases 421 to 810 code for a protein of 129 amino acids. NCBI's taxonomy places the organism in Eukaryota, Fungi, Ascomycota, Eurotiomycetes, Eurotiales, Aspergillaceae. The transcript is spliced from 3 exons. Gene Ontology annotation, biological process: protein phosphorylation.